Cylindrotheca closterium is the source of this 591-nucleotide messenger RNA. Lineage: Eukaryota; Bacillariophyta; Bacillariophyceae; Bacillariales; Bacillariaceae. The record is from the annotation of a GenBank genome assembly.
AUGUCCAGCACUAUCACCAUCGAAUACAGCACUACAGGUAUUGACAAGAGCGUCGAUCCUUUUGAUUCCGAUGACUUCUCAAUUCUCUCGUUUGGUGAUGCUGACAUCCAAGAGGACCUUGAUGAAUUUGGUUGCCCUCCAAGUCUGAACCGCGAGCAAUCCACAACCCCAACCGAUACCCCACCACCACCCGAUAUUGAAACCAUCCGAUCCAUUCCCAUAUCUGACGAUGAAAGCACGUCAGGUACCAGCCUUUUCUCUGACACUAGCUUGCAGUUUUUGAGCAACCCGCAGUCUCCAAAGUCAUCCGAAUUACAUGAUAACACUUCCUUAGAAGAAAUGGUUGUCAAGCUCAACAGAUCCAUGAUUCGAUCAGCACGCUCGCGAGCCAUGAUUUCCAAGGCAGUCUUCCCGGACCUGAGAAAGCAAGGUCUGAAAAGAAACAAGAAACCAAUAAUGCUUGCCAGCAAAUCAAGUCUGGUACACAAGGUGCAACGGUCAACUGCAACUGCUAAGCAUACCUAUUCCAACAGCAGUGGAUUUGCCAAGAGCUCACUUUUGGAUUUCCUUCGAGCUACCAAAAAAUGGUAA